Messenger RNA from Silurus meridionalis, 915 nucleotides. Its product is annotated as OCIA domain-containing protein 1. The record is from RefSeq and is a predicted model, not a curated record. Gene Ontology annotation, cellular component: endosome. The transcript is spliced from 8 exons. NCBI's taxonomy places the organism in Eukaryota, Metazoa, Chordata, Actinopteri, Siluriformes, Siluridae. The coding region runs from base 88 to 819 and encodes 243 amino acids.
GCGUGUCUCGGAUUUGACACUUUUGACCGAAGUGAGUGGAGCAGCAGCGGUUUAUUAUUAAAAUUACUGAAGGAGAGGAAAUGAAACAUGGCUGAAUCUUCUUCAGAUUUCACAGAGAACAGCGCCGAGACCAAGCCGGCAGUGUUGGGAGCAGAAUACACUCCCACAGAAGAGGAAAGGAGAGUGUUUAAACAGUGCGAUUCAGAGAGCUUCUGGUACAGAUCGGUACCGUUCUCAGUCAGUGGGAUGGCCGUCACUCACAUCCUGGUCACUAAAGGGAAGCUGACGGCAUCUGGACGCUUCGGAUCUCUGCCAAAAGUUCUGUUUGCUGGUAUGUGUGGAUACUUCGCAGGAAAGUUGUCCUACAUGAAGACGUGUCAGCAGAAAUUCUACAAUUUGGAGAAUUCACCAAUCGCAGAAGCUCUUCGACAGAGACACCACCAUCAUCAUCAUCAUCAUCAACAACAGCAGCAACAGCUGCGUCCACCACAGUUUGCUGCCCCUCGCUCGGAGCUCAGUGAGGAUGAGGAGAAGCCUCGGUUUGACGUGUUUCACUCGGAGAGCGUCUCUGAUUCAUCGUAUUCUCCUCCUGACUACAGCGACAGCACACACUCGUCCUCUGAACACCACGACUUUCACACACACGCUCCGCGUGACGAGGAAGAGCAGGAGGAAGUGAAGAGGAAGCCCAUCCUUUACGAGCAGCUCCGUAACAAGAACAGGGAGAACUACGACAUCACACGGAACCAGAAACUGGAUCGAGACACGCCCAAGAAGGAGGUGAAGAAGAAUAAAUACGGCGACAUGUUGGAUGAGUGAGGAGUCCACAGGUGGACGAGUGCCAUGAGAGAGCUGUACUCCGUGUGUGUGUGUGUGUGUGUGUGUGUGUGUGUGUGUGUGUGUGUGUGUGUGUGU